AAUGAGAUUUUUGUGAUUUUGAAAAUGUAAAUCUCACUGUAAUAAGCGUUAGCUAGCUGCUCCACUUGGUCUGAAUAUUUUUUUCUCGUCUUUGUCAAGCCCAAACGAAAAAUUAAUCCAUAUUGUGGCUACAUUACCGAUAACAGCAUCCCUGGAGUGACCGGAAAGGUUAGCCGACCUAGCGGAAGUGCUAAUGAGGUCUGCUCUGGCACGGAUUAUUCCCGUCACACAUGUAGCUUUGAAAAUAAAUCUUCUACAAUACACAGAGCUGUAGCUCCGUUUCAGUGUGAGGUCUAAUGUUUCUCUGUGUGACUGUGUCUGACUUCCUCUAAUAAAACCCUCCUGUUCACUGGUAGCCCCCGGGUCAGACUGACUAUUGACUGACUGAGAGCAGACGGAGAGCAGUGAUUGGUCAGACUGACUGAGAGCCGAGGACUCUCUGUCCCGCCCAUAUUUACGGCUUCUGCUGUUUACCUACUAUUUCAUAUAGUUUUCCAAGCACUGAAAAACAGAAAGGCCUGUAGUCACUUCAGCUUUAGGGGAUAGGAUUUUAUUAUCCAGCUUAUCUGUGCUGUAAUUUAAAUAUAAUAACUGUAGUGUUCAUCAUUACUUUGAUCAUAUUCUGGGAGGUUAUUUUUCUAAUCUGCACUAAGAAGCACUACAACAUGUGAAUCAGUCAUUAAACAACUUUCACGAUUAUGGAGUAAAUUUACUGUUUUCUCCAGUUUAACUUCAGAGAAUCAGGAGAUAUUCAGGACUACUGACAACAGAGAACCUUAACCUGACUGUUUUAAUCAUAUUUAGAUUUUCUAAACGUGACAUUAAUGUGAACCAGCGUCUCCACUGACAGUUUUAGUAACUAAAUGCACUACAUUACAGUAACACAACACACUUCAGCUGUUUACAUGAAACUCAACAGAAACAUCGUUAGCUUAAUGUUACGUUAGCUUUAAUCAUGCUAUGACUGAGCAGCUAGCUCGGUUAGCAUCGCUAACAUUAAAACUAAUAUUUACCGGAUGCUAAUUUUCUUCUCUGGUCAACACACACAGAAAUAAACUCCACCAACAUCUGGAGUGCACGGCACACAUUAUAUCUGACACUAAAGCUGUAUAUAAAGUGCAUUAAAAGCGGCACAGAUACGAAAAUAAACAUUAACUUACUGAACUAUCAGAGUCCUUUCAGUGUCUGCUGGUAGAAUCAGCCGAAGGUAGAAAAGUGGUUAAAACAACCCAACGGGCAGAAAAACUGUCUGUGGAAAAUGUUCUGCUGCCCCACCGAUAAAUAAACCAACAGUUAUUAUAUCAGAAUUAAUCCAAACGAGGAGAGCAGAGUCUCUGCUGCUUCCUCCAUAGGACCUGUCAAUCAUUCCAGACCGGACUGUCAAUCAAGUAGCCAUGCCCCCCGGGCUUCGCAAAACUUUAACGCUCUAUAAAAAAAUUCAGUAGUGAUUUAUUUUAAGAUCGGCCACCCGAUCUCUCAUUUUGAGCACGAAAAAAAAAAUUAUAGUGCAUUUACAGUCUACGCACUGUACUCUGGCUCCACACUUGCUGAUGACCACUUCCGGUCUCAGAAAACGAAAAAACUGACCUUUUUUUGUUUCUGUCUCUUCCUGAUUUUACUUUUUUGUUAUUCUAAAUGUAAAAUGAAAAUCCAACCAUUUUUAAAAUUUCGUAUAUCCCUUUUUGAUCAUGAAAAGGAAAACGCCUUGUAUUUCAAUUUUAAUUUUUGUAUUUUAAAACGAAAAUCAAAUAGCCACUGUUUUUUUGUUUUUCAAUAACCGUUUCAGAACAGAAAAUCCAAUUGCCAAAAUAUACGCGGAUCAGCAGGGAAAUAAUGCGUCUUGUGAGGGCGUUAAAAGCAUCAGUAAAACAGGAGUUUUGUGUCAAUUUAUCUUUCCAUACUAGAGUUGCUUGUCUAACGCCCCAGGAUGUUACAGAAUAGCAACACUAACAGACUCACCAGCAUUUCUAUUUGCUCUGAACGUCCCACAACGCGGCGCUCAAGUUGAUUGUUUAUGUUCCUACUACGCAUGCGUGUCAGUGCACGCGCGCUCCGGUCGCCGUGGCAACGGUUUGUUGAUCCGUGAUGAGACGAGUCUUUCAUACAGUUUAACAUGAAACUAAAGAGGUUCCUUCUCAGAUAUUAUCCUCCAGGUAUCAUCCUGGAAUAUGAGAAAGGAGGUUAUUUGAGGACCAAAUCCAUCGACCUUCUGGAUUUGACUCCAGAGACAAAUCCAGAUGAGUUGGUGGUAGAAAUCAGGCAGUCGGAGCCUCUGAUCACAGAAUCCCGGGCUGAACAGGUCAAACAUCUGGUUCUUCGACUGCAGCAGAAACAGGGCCAGCAGAACCACCACAGGUUCUGUUUUUUCAAGGAGCUAAAAGCACACAUACUGCCACUGACAAAUGUUGCAUUUGACAAAUCUGGGUCAAGGUUUAUAACUGGGAGUUAUGACAGAACAUGCAGAGUUUGGGACACGGCCUCAGGCACGGAGCUGCACAUGCUAGAGGGCCAUAGAAAUGUGGUAUACGCAAUCGCAUUCAACAACCCAUAUGGAGACAAGAUUGCCACGGGCUCUUUUGAUAAGACCUGCAAACUAUGGUGCGCUGAGACUGGCAAAUGUUUUCAUACUUUCCGAGGACACAUGGCAGAAAUAGUGUGCCUGGCGUUCAACCCUCAGAGCACACUGGUGGCCACAGGCAGCAUGGACACCACUGCCAAGCUGUGGGACGUGGAGAGUGGGGAGGAGGUGGCCACUCUGACUGGUCACACUGCAGAGGUCCUGUCGUUGUGCUUUAACACAGUUGGCAAUCAGCUUGUCACCGGCUCCUUCGACCACACAGUUGCUAUAUGGGAUGUGGCUUCAGGAAGACGUGUUCACACUCUGACUGGUCACACAGGAGAAAUAAGCAAUGUUCAGUUUAACUGGGACUGCUCCCUCAUUGUUACAGGUUCCAUGGACAAAACCUCCAAGUUGUGGGAGGCAGUCAGUGGGAAGUGUGUGACCACCCUAGUUGGACACAAAGAAGAGGUGUUGGAUGUGUGUUUUGAUUUAAGUGGUCAGCUCAUUGCCACUGCCUCUGCUGAUGGUACAGCACGAGUGUUCAGUGCAAUCACACAUCAGUGUCUCGUCACCUUAGAAGGCCAUGACGGAGAAAUCUCCAAGAUCUGCUUCAGCCCCCAGGGCAGCAGAGUCCUGACCGCCAGCUCAGACAAGACGGCUCGUCUGUGGGAUGUUCAGUCUGGAGUCUGCGUACAAGUCCUGGAAGGGCACACCGACGAGAUCUUCUCCUGCGUUUUCAACUAUGAGGGUGACACCAUCAUUACAGGCAGCAAGGAUAACACAUGCCGAAUCUGGUACUGACUUCACCCCCUGACCCAUCAGAGGCAGUCAUACACAUGGACACAACAAUCAAUUUGUGUUUUCCACUUCGCAUCUGUUUAAUUGGGGAUUGCUAUCUGAAAAAAAAAAAUCUGCUGUUGCACUCAGGUAAAAGACUGUCUUUUAACAUCCAUGCAAGAUUAAACUGUGAUUGGAAGUCAUCAUCAGUAGUAUGGAAACUACGCUCAUAAAAUACCAUCCCAAGUAGCUGAAUGUUUCAAUUAGGCUUUAAAGAAAUAGUUUUACAUUGUGGGGGAAGGAUUGAUUUGUUGUAUUAUGAAGGGUUAGACAAAAAGAUGAUUCGCUUUAUUAUCAGUACAUUAAAUAUGGAGCUGGAACCAAGAGGUGUAUCGAUUAGCUUAGCAUUAAAGAAGCAGAGAGGGACAGCUAACCUGGUCCUCUACUGCUGGUAGGCAGUGAGCACCGAAUCUGACAUGUUGGAUUUUGCCUUUUUAAUCCAAGCAAUAAGUGAAAUGUAAAAGGACACGUUGUAGUCUCACAAUGUGUUGAGUAACAUAUACCACAUCUUAACAUCAACUGCAAAUAGCCAGCAUGUGGAUGAACUUCAUGUCCCAGUUUGUCGAAAAAUUGUUACAGCAUGGAUUAUGAAAUACAUGUACAGAAAUCAAAUUGGAUUCUCUCAUCUAACUCUUGGCAAGAAAGUGGCUAAGCUAUUACCCAAAUUGUCAGAGUAUUUCUUUAAAGCUCACCGUUGACAUUAAAGAAAGAUAACCAGAUCGUAAUGAAGCUGUAUAAAGCCUUUAAAUGUUUUCAGGUGUGAGUUAUACUCUGAUACUCUGCUAUCUUACUUGUAAACAUCUUAAAUUAGAUCAUUUUUUCAAUUUUUGCAACAUACUGCAUUAAAGAAAACCUUUUCAUCAUAUUCACACAUCAGAAUUACUGUAAAUGUCUGUCUAUGUUUCAUCUCCAUGAAUCCAUUAUCAGAUAGCAAAGACGUGAUACUCUUGUUCCCACUGCCUUGCAUGUUUCUGUGUACCUAAGCAGUAUUUUCUGAAAGCAUACCACAAUGAUGACAGUUUAUUUGGUAGCUUUCCUGGUUAUGACUAAAACAUCGUAUGGCUGUUUUACACACUCACUGUGCCUGCAACCUGUUUUAGGAACAGCAGAAAAUGCAGUGUAACAGUAAUGUCAACAAAUGUGUAACUGAGCAUUCUCUAUGGCUGUUCUGUUGAAUGUUAGAAAUCAUACACUCUGUAUUUCACAUCACAGAAAUUUAAUGAUGUCAAAAGAUAAAUACAUUCAGUUCUACUGUGACAGAGUUUACA
Molecule: messenger RNA, 4665 nt
Organism: Amphiprion ocellaris (clown anemonefish)
Lineage: Eukaryota; Metazoa; Chordata; Actinopteri; Pomacentridae
Gene: daw1
Product: dynein assembly factor with WDR repeat domains 1
Exons: 13
Coding region: 2114-3361 (415 amino acids)
Molecular function (GO): protein binding
Source: RefSeq, a predicted model, not a curated record